GGCAAAUCAUCAAUCAAUUCCUUGCACGGACUUGGACGGAAGGACAGGAUGGGGGUGUACUUGUAGCCACGAGGGAAAAUAUCAUUGACAAUACCGACCCAAGCAGGAGGGUUUGUUUCCCGGUCAGGAGUUCCUUCAGCUGGGAAUGGCAGUAAUACCAAGGGGUCACUCAGAAUUCAUUAAUAAUGAUUUCUUGGACCGAUUUCUGUUCUUUUUCUUCUCCUGCCUGCCGGCUUGACAGCACCCAGUAAUUUCUCAGUCACUGUCGAUAGUAAAAUGAGCCGCUGGUAAAUCAUCACAGAAGCUACGGACCAUGGACGUGCAGUGCACAGCCUCGACGAAUCAGUCCCUCUCCGUGAUGGCUCGAUGGAGAAGGGACGCGUGUCGACUGCGCGAUGUUGCGCCGGCAAUGGCGGCAGAAGCACCAUCGAAAACAGAUCUGCAACAAGGCCGAGAACCAAUAGAUGGUACGAGGGACUUAGGCGACUUCAGGUGCCCCCAACGGGUGCUGUUGGGGCUGCCACGAGUGCGCCGUAGGGCCUGAUGUGCUAACGGGAACGCCUACGAGCGGUGCGCCAGUGCCCCCCGGAACAGAACGUGGGAGGCGGGAAUGGGCGAGACGGAGAGGCCCUGUGAGAACUGAAUCUUGGGGACUUCUGUCCAGUGGUUCGAGGGCCCGAGGUGCCUGAAAGGGAGGAGGGGGAAUGGCAUCCAGGGGGGUGGUGUGCGCGGGACUCGUACUGGUCCGCAAUAAUGCCCACUCCGAAAGGAGACCAUACCCCAUGCAUUGAGGGGAGAGAGGAUACGACUACGACUGCGACCACCGCUCAUCCCUUGAAAUCUGUCCCCCCUUGAUCUGAAGGCCGCGGUCGUUGUCAAUCCUCCUGUAGAACUUGUCUGCACUUGAUUUUUUUUGUUACGCUCUUGCGCCCCUUGUUUACCACCUUCGUUGUCCUUCGCCUUCGCAUUCACCUUCGUGACAUUCUUUUCCAUAUCCAUAACAUUUGUUGUCCUUCGUUCCUGCCUGCUUGUUGGGCAGUGACAGCUCGUUACUGUAUCACCAGCCCCGUUGCUCACCUGGGGAAACAACAUUCCUGCUAUCAGGGAUCUCAAGAACACCUGCACACCUCUUAGCCGCACGGGCGCGCGCUCUUGAAAGACUUCUUCUCUCUGUUUAACUACUUUUCUCGCACAUUCUCAUCGCCAUGAAGGGCUUCUCGGCCGCUGCGACUGCUGUCGCUGGCGCUACACUUUUCUUCAAGGCCGCAUAUGCAGAUGUAGACCCUAUCGUCAUUAAAGGCUCCAAAUUCUUCUAUCAAACCAAUGGAACACAAUUCUAUAUCAAAGGCGUUGCCUACCAGCAGGAUUACCUAGGCAAUGGGACAACAUCGAGCGGUAGUGACAACUAUGUUGACCCUCUGGCCGAUGCUUCGACAUGCCAGCGAGACAUCCCCUACCUCACCCAACUGGGGACCAACACCAUUCGCGUCUAUGCGGUCGACCCGACUCAAAACCAUGACGAUUGCAUGAAUAUGCUUGCAGACGCCGGCAUCUAUGUCAUUUCUGACUUGUCCUCCCCCGGCACCUCCAUCAACCGUGACACUCCCACAUGGAACGACGAUCUGUAUGCUCGCUAUACCGCGGUCAUUGACAACCUGGCACAAUACAAGAAUACCCUGGGUUUCUUCGCCGGCAAUGAGGUGUCCAACAACAACACCAACACCGAUGCCAGCGCCUUCGUCAAGGCUGCUGUCCGUGAUAUGAAGGCCUACAUCAAGAGUCAGAACUACCGCCCCAUAGGAGUGGGCUAUGCUACCAACGAUGAUGCCGAUAUUCGUGUCAAUCUGGCCAAUUACUUCGACUGCGGAAAUCCGACCGAUGCCAUUGAUUUCUGGGGCUACAACAUCUACUCGUGGUGCGGAAAGUCAAGUUACACGCAGUCUGGCUACGAUCAACGCACCGAGGAAUUCUCGACCUACAACGUCCCAGUCUUCUUCGCUGAGUACGGAUGCAACACCGUUCAACCCCGCGUGUUCACCGAAGUCCAGGCAUUGUAUGGCCCUCAAAUGAGCCCUGUCUGGUCGGGCGGCAUUGUUUACAUGUACUUCCAGGAGGCAAAUGACUACGGUCUGGUCACCGUUUCCGGCGAUUCAGUGAGCACUCUAGCCGACUUCAACGCCUUGUCCAGCCAGAUUGCACAAAUCGAUCCGACUGGCGUCAAUGCCAACGACUACACUCCCACCAAUACCGCCCCUGCUUCUUGCCCGACCGUGGGCGCGGAUUGGCAAGCGUCGUCGAGCCUACCUCCUACCCCCAACGAAGAACUCUGCCAAUGCAUGUUCGACGCCUUGACCUGCCGACCGAACAACGUUGCCACCGACGAUGUUGGUGACUUGUUUGGCAUUGUUUGCGGCCUUGCCGAUGGUGUCUGCGACGGUAUUGCCGCCAACGCCACCACGGGCGACUAUGGUGCCUAUGGCAUGUGCAAUCCUCAGCAACAACUCGGGUGGGCGCUCAACAGCUACUACGAGCAACAAGCCGCCCAAGGAAACGGUGCGUCGGCCUGCGACUUCAGUGGAUCUGCCACGACCGCGUCUCCUACCAGCCCGAGUGGAAGCUGCGCGACAUUGAUCAGCCAGGCUGGUAAUGCAGGCACUGGCACAGUCACCUCGGCACCCAGCGGCACGGGUGGAUCUGGAUCGAGCUCGGGCUCCAGCUCUGGCUCUAGCUCUGGUUCCGGUUCUGGUGGCAGCGGCAGCACGUCCAACGCCGGUAUCCCUGGAGCUUCCGCUCCCGGCCACAUGGGCGCUCUGCAGCUCGUGGUUUACCUCACGAUCGCUUUUGUUUCGGGAGCCGGUAUGAUUCUGUUGUAGGGGUCUGGAGGCGAGUGGAAGAUGCGUGUAGUUACAUUGGUUAACAGCGAUUCGGGCUUGUUCAUAUGGGUUUGCAGGGUCCUACAUAGUCACAGCUUGCCACUUACUUCGGUCAUUGGCGAUGUAAUUGACGGCAUCAGUGGAGUUUAGCGAGCACCCAAUUCAGUUGGUCUAGGGAGUAAUCCCAAUGAAAGACAAAAACAAUCGAAACAUAGUCAAACAGCCCUAUCUCGCCGUGUGCUACAUGUCCUCUGUGCAUCACAAUGCGCAGCCUUGCGUGGAUGGAUGUAGUCGGAUGAUUGUCGGCUGAACAUGGUCAGACCACUCGCCUAGUAUGCAAGCUGAUUCUCUUGAAGGGACGAUAGAAUAUCUCUAGGGAACCGCUGGAAUGAUUUCAGAAUCUUGGAACACUGGUCGUGACUAUGGACAGUACAGGAAUGCCUGAGGCGCACUCAUAGAACCAUCCAGGCUACAACCUGCGCUGUGCUGCCUGUUGGUGAAAGAACCCAGAUGUCACAAACCUUAGCAGGUCCCCAUCCUCUGACCACUCUCUCUGUUCUCUCCCGGCUUUGGUUCUUUUGAGCAUCUUUGGCCCAAGGGGAGCAGAAGUGUGUGAUUGUCAACACCGACCGACUUUGUCUCCUUUCCGGCCAUCUCUGGUCAACUUCAGCAUUCAAUAUCACACCUCUCAGCCCCCCCCCCCCCAA
This is a messenger RNA of Cladophialophora immunda, 3580 nucleotides long. RefSeq lists its product as uncharacterized. The transcript has 5 exons. Bases 1206 to 2873 code for a protein of 555 amino acids. Lineage: Eukaryota; Fungi; Ascomycota; Eurotiomycetes; Chaetothyriales; Herpotrichiellaceae. Gene Ontology annotation, molecular function: 1,3-beta-glucanosyltransferase activity. Gene Ontology annotation, biological process: fungal-type cell wall (1->3)-beta-D-glucan biosynthetic process. The record is from RefSeq and is a predicted model, not a curated record. Gene Ontology annotation, cellular component: fungal-type cell wall; cytoplasm.